Molecule: messenger RNA, 837 nt
Organism: Parnassius mnemosyne (clouded apollo)
Lineage: Eukaryota; Metazoa; Arthropoda; Insecta; Lepidoptera; Papilionidae
Source: the annotation of a GenBank genome assembly
AUGUCGCUCGCUCAAAAUGGAUGUCGGGGCGGUGGUCGUGGAACCAAGGAACCACUCCUCAUUGACGCCGUCAUUGGCAAGGUGGUUAAACGCAACCGUCGGAACCUCUCCGCCGCCUGGAUAGACUACAAAAAGGCAUUCGACUCGGUGCCUCAUACAUGGCUUAAGAGGAUCCUCGAGCUGUACAAGGUUGACUGUACGGUUAGAGACUUCCUCGGGCAGUUUCAGUUUCAACAUGAGAGUAGGACGUACCUAAACAUGUAUUCUAAUAUCCUUCACAACGUAGUGCUCAUCACCUUAUGUGCUUUUCUUUUUGAAUGUGUUUUGGCAACAGAAAAAGAUAAAUGUAGUGGGGUAUCAUCUUGUGCCACGUGUUUAACAAAAACAAUGUGCACUUGGUGUGUUACUAAAAGUCGCUGUACAAAACAAGAAUGUGGAAAUGAUAAUGUUAUUUAUCCAAAAUCUGUAGUCGCCCUUUUGUCAGGACCAGAUUUUUGCCCGAGAGUUGUCGAAGGGCAGAAAGAAUUAGUUUUUAAAAGCGGUCAAAGACAAAAAAUUACAAUAAAAAUAACACAAAUAUACUUAUACAUGGCGUUCACUCCCUGGAAAUGUAAGAUAAAUGUUAACGGAAAGGAACACGUGAUUAUUGCGACCCUUAUAGUAGAUAAUGUUUAUUGUGAAUCAUUUGAAUUCAAGAAUGAAUCUGAUGAACCUUAUGUGACUGGUACUGUUUCUGUUUUAUGGGACUACGAGUAUAAUAAGGCGUUCGAUGGAUCUUUACCGUUCCGAGUAUGUCGAUGUGAUUUAGAUGAUUCGUGUGUUGCCUGUACUAAAUGA